CCUCGGAUUGAUAAAAGUACAGUGCACUUAAAGGAAAGCACAAUGCCGUACUUUGGAUCUGAAGAAACAGUAAAGGAACUUAAGAGAGCUCUGUCCAAUCCCAAUGUCCAAGCAGACCGUCUCCGGUAUAAAAGCUACAUCACUAGAGUCAUCAGGUAUAUGACGCAGGGCUUGGAUGUCUCACCUUUAUUUAUGGACAUGGUGAAAGCCAGUGCCACAGUUGAUAUUGUUCAGAAGAAGCUGGUGUAUCUGUACAUGUGCACCUAUGCCAGCGACAAGCCUGACCUUGCGCUACUGGCCAUCAACACUCUCCGCAAGGAUUGUGCUGAUCCUAAUCCCAUGGUGCGAGGAUUGGCCCUGAGGAACAUGUGCAACUUCAGAAUGCCGGGUAUAACAGAGUACAUUGACCAGCCCAUUGUUGCUGGUCUGCGUGAUAAGGCCAGUUACGUACGAAGGGUGGCUGUGCUUGGAUGUGCUAAACUGUACAGUCUUCAACCCGACAUAGGGAUAGCUGCCAGUAUAGUGAAUGAGCUGUACGCUCUGUUAAGAGAUCCAGACCCGGUAGUUGUGGUGAACUGUCUACGUGCCCUGGAGGAAAUCCUAAAAGAUGAGGGUGGUGUGGUUAUUAACAAACCCAUUGCUCAUCACCUUCUAAACAGAAUGAAGGACCUGGAUAGCUGGGCACAGAGUGAAGUUCUCACCUUCCUGCUACGCUACCGUCCUCGCAGCGAUGACGAGUUGUUUGACAUCCUUAGCUUACUGGAUGGUUUUCUCCAAAGCGCCCAUGCGCACGUCGCUGUUGCCACACUCCGCCUCUUCCUUCAUUUAGCUGCUGCUCACCCUGCAGUCCAGGCUGACGCCCUCCUGAACACAAGCGCCCCCCUGCUGGCCACGUGCGGUUCUACGUCGCGCGAACUUCGGUUUGCGGGUCUCUGUCACGUACAACAGGUCAUGCGAAGUCAGCCCGGCCUUUUUGGCCUGCAUUACAAACGCUUCUUUUGCGGUUACUCUGAGCCGAGUUAUAUCAAGUUUCGCAAGAUGGAGAUCCUGGUGGAGCUGGUGAACGAUGAAAAUGUGGCUUUGAUUUUAGAGGAGUUGAGAAGUUACUGCACUGAUGUGUCUCCUGAAUUGGCACAGGCAGCCAUUGCUGCUAUAGGUCGUAUUGCGCGAACAUACAGUGAGAAAUGUCUGAAUAUCCUAACCGGCCUCCUUGCAUUGAAACAAGAGCAUAUCACGUCAGCUGUGAUACAAACGUUCAGGGAUUUGGCGUGGUUCUGUCCUCAGAGUACAGCCGCUGUGUGUCAGACGGUUGAGGGCUGUCUUCACUGUCCUCUAGAUAGUGAGGGGAAACAGGCUUUAUUGUGGCUGUUAGGAGAACAUGCUGAACAGAUCAGUAGUGCCCCCUAUGUGCUGGAGGGCUACAUUGACGGGCUGAAGACGGAACUCUCAUCAACCGUGAAAAUGGAGCUACUGACAGCUGCAGUGAAGAUGUUCCUCUGUCGUCCUGCUGAGACUCAGGACAUGCUGGGGCGCCUUUUACAUCAUUGUGUUGAGGAAGAGAGUGACGUGUGCGUGCGUGACCGGGCUUUGCUGUACUACAGGCUUCUUCAGCGUGGAGCUGAACAGACGAGGAAAGUUGUGAUGGGACCCAAAUCCGAUCCAUCCAUGAGUGUUCUCACUGGACACCAGCAGGAGGCAGUUAGUCAAUGGGUCUCAAACUUCAACACUCUUGGCCCCCUGUCUGCACAAGAGUUAUGCCUUCAAACUUCCCUUAUAUCAGCCUCUGAAAACCCAUCAGGCGCUGCAGAAGAUGAGCUGUUGCCAGCAGGUAAAGAUGUGGCCCCUUCAAGUCCAAUUGUUGACCAAGAGGAAUUGAGUCUAUAUCUGGGUCCUCCUCUAUCCCAUGAGACUUUUGAGAGAAUGUGGCUAGACUUGGAGGUUCUCCACAGACAAACUCUGGGUUACUGUCGACCCAGAACAAUGCCUGAUUUACAGGCUGCUUUACAGCUGGUGAAGAUCCAGACUUUGGCUUUUACACCGGGGGAAACUCUGCCUUGGAAGGCCUACCUUUACACAAGGGGGACUGGGACCCUGAUCCUCGCUGAACUGUUGCAGGAGGACUCGGAGAGUGAAGGAAAAUUAGUGGUCUCUGUCAAACAGCAGCCCCCGAACCAACAUGCUAUAAGAGGAUUUGUUUCGAUCCUCUGUAGCGUGUUGCCGGCUCUUACUGUUGACAGCCCAUAAAAUAUUUAACACUAAAGUCAUUUAAUGACCCUUCAUACACUGAUCAAAUUGAAAAUGUUGCCAAACCAUCCUGGAAAAUGGUUUAAUAAAACAUGCUUGUAAAAAAAACAUAAAAUGUGUCAGAUUGUAUUAGGAUGAUAUCAGAUUCACCAAUAAGAUUUGGCUCACACAUACAGUAUGGUUGAAUCAAAACGUUUUGUUUACUCUGAAAGUUUCAGGAAGUUGAAAAUUCAUAUAGCUUUUUGUUAUAGAGUUUGCAAAACUGUACAAAGUCUAAUCUUAAUUUGCAGAUAAGCAGUAGCGGCAUAUGACUAUAAAUUUGGGGGAAGAUUCUGUGUCUACUUGUAUCAUAGGCUGUACGACUAUGAUUAACGGCCUAUCAUAGACUGCAGGCGGUUGUAACUUCUGUCCCCAG
Misgurnus anguillicaudatus (oriental weatherfish) is the source of this 2659-nucleotide messenger RNA. It is a transcript of the gene ap4b1, whose product is annotated as adaptor related protein complex 4 subunit beta 1. Gene Ontology annotation, biological process: vesicle-mediated transport; intracellular protein transport. Lineage: Eukaryota; Metazoa; Chordata; Actinopteri; Cypriniformes; Cobitidae. Gene Ontology annotation, cellular component: clathrin adaptor complex; membrane coat. The record is from RefSeq and is a predicted model, not a curated record.